AUGAAGACCACUCCUCCGGCGAAGAUCACUUACUCGACGAAGACCAUUCCAGUUAAGGAUUUCGCAAAAACGAAGACAACUCCUCUCAUAUCACUUAUGCGAGAAGAUUGUGCAGCUCAGUACCCUGACAAGCGGCCUUCAAUGUCUGAGGUCACAAGGCGGAUCGAGGAGCUCUGCCGUUCAAGUUUGCCAAAUGAUCCACAGCCUAAUGUCGUGAAAGAAAUUGAUUAA
Ilex paraguariensis (yerba mate) is the source of this 231-nucleotide messenger RNA. Lineage: Eukaryota; Viridiplantae; Streptophyta; Magnoliopsida; Aquifoliales; Aquifoliaceae. The record is from the annotation of a GenBank genome assembly.